AUGGCCGUUGUUCUCGGAAACCUAGCUCUGCUACUAGACGUGUCGUCGCCUAGGACCAUAAUACUAGACCGGAAGACCCGUCCGGUGGCGCUUGAUGCUCUUUUGAACCUGAACUUGAACUUGCCUAAGAGGGACCCUCACAGUCACGCGCACAACGGCUUUAUCGUGGCCAAGGGGUUUGACUCGGACGGGGAGACUCGGAGCCAACGAGUCGUGGCUCGGGGCAAAGCGAAUUCUAAAGUAAACGGCGUGGACUUUGACCGGGACGAGGAGGGUAACAGUAACGGGAAUGGGGAAGAUCAGGAUCCGUUCGAUUGGGAGAAGGUAAUGCGGAAGAGGGUGAAGGAGAUCGAAGAGAGGAAGGAGUUGGUGAAGAAAGCCGAGGAAUUGCAGAGCCAGAUAGAGGAGGAUUAUGAAGACGACGGCAGAGAAGAGACGGAGCAAGAGAAGCGGAUGAGAGUGAGGAAAGAGCUGGAAAAGGUGGCUAAGGAGCAAGCAGAGCGGAGAGCCACGGCGCAGUUAAUGUUCGAGUUGGGGCAGAAGGCUUAUGGAAGGGGCAUGUACGGUCGUGCCAUUGAGUUUUUAGAAGGCGCACUCACAAUCAUUCCUAGGCCUACGUUAUUUGGUGGUGAGAUACAAAUUUGGCUUGCUAUGGCCUAUGAGGCUAAUAACCGCCAUGACGAUUGCAUUGAUCUUUACAUGCUAUUGGAGAAGAAGCACCCCAGUGUCAGCAUCAGACGCCAAGCAGCAGAGCUUCGCUACAUUUUGCAAGCGCCAAAGCUCAAGAUAACCCAAGAAGAGAUGGUAACCAUACCACUCAUUGGUUCUAGUUAUGACAGCUACGCCGGAACGUGGAGUGAUAAAUACAAGGACAAGGAUGAGAGGAGCAGUGGGACAAUAACCAAUCAGCUCCCGUCGUCAAAAGACUAUUUCGGGGACUUUAUGGUAUGGCGACCUCCAAUUGGACUGGAGAAAAACCAAGUCUUUUGGAUAAGUUUGACGUUGUGGUUGGGUUUAGUUGGAGCUGCCCUCUUUCUUCAAAACUGA
Molecule: messenger RNA, 1047 nt
Organism: Prunus armeniaca (apricot)
Lineage: Eukaryota; Viridiplantae; Streptophyta; Magnoliopsida; Rosales; Rosaceae
Source: the annotation of a GenBank genome assembly